This is a messenger RNA of Scheffersomyces stipitis CBS 6054, 443 nucleotides long. RefSeq names its product cytochrome c oxidase subunit VII (gene COX7). NCBI's taxonomy places the organism in Eukaryota, Fungi, Ascomycota, Pichiomycetes, Serinales, Debaryomycetaceae. The transcript has a single exon. Bases 41 to 220 code for a protein of 59 amino acids. The record is from RefSeq and is a predicted model, not a curated record.
CCAUAUUCUUCGUACUAACCGAGAGUCUUCAGAUAUCACCAUGGAUCCACAAAGAAUCAUCAAGUUGCAACAGCACUACCAAAACACCAAGAAGCCUUUGUGGUUGAGAGGACCUCAAGCCAAGUUUGCUGUCUACCCAUUCUACGCUCUCUUCACCGUCACCACUAUCUUCCCAUUGUACUACGCUGGUAGAGCUAUCUGUGGUCUCAAAGACGAAUAAAUCACUCCAUAUGAAUUCAACGCAAUGCUGCGACUCUCAUGAUGCUGCCGCAGCCUACUUGCCCAUAUAUCUAAAUGUAAUCAUAUGAAUAUUCAUUUCCUCAGAUUUAUUCCGUUCUGGAUCUCUUAAAGUACAGCGCAUUUUCCAUCCACAAUUUCCAUUAUUUUGGUGUUUAGUCUCUAUUCGUGGGGUCUUUAUCCUUAAAAUAAUAUACAUUUUUCAG